Messenger RNA from Ceratitis capitata (Mediterranean fruit fly), 2883 nucleotides. Its product is annotated as nose resistant to fluoxetine protein 6. The record is from RefSeq and is a predicted model, not a curated record. Gene Ontology annotation, molecular function: acyltransferase activity, transferring groups other than amino-acyl groups. The coding region runs from base 380 to 2617 and encodes 745 amino acids. Lineage: Eukaryota; Metazoa; Arthropoda; Insecta; Diptera; Tephritidae. The transcript has 10 exons.
ACAAACUUGGCUUAAACGGUUUGGUGCGAACCAUUGUAAAUUUAGUUGGAUUUCAGUGCGCGAAUCGUACGGUUGGUCGCUACGCAGAAGACCCAAACAUAUGUACGUAGGUAAUGCUCGCGUACAAAAACAACCGCCGGAUUUGUGAAAGGAAUGCAAACAAAUAUUUUAAAUAAGGAUUUAAUUGUGAAGAAAAACUAUUUAACUAAGAAAAACAAACAUUAUAGUGCAAACAAAACACAUUUUGACUGAAUUAUUGGUGAUAAUACGAAGGUCUUGGCGAGAAUAUUUAUACACAAAGCACUUACAAGACCAAAAAAAAAAAAAAUAAACAAAACGAAAACUGCGGUAUUGAAAAUUUUGAAAUUUUGUGUUGAAAAUGUUGCGCUCAAAACGGUUUAUGUUUUUUCCGCUGACACUACUAUUAUGUACCGUUGUAAGCGUUUGUUUCGCUGAUGUGCGUAAUUCCGAAACGGAUGUGUCUUUAAUCAACGAUCAUUUGGAUUGGUCGGCAGAAGAGCACAGUGAUACUAAGUAUGCGGGAAGUGCGGUGGAUCUUCAUUUGCUGCAGGACGAUAAUGCUGUGCUGACACGCACCGAACGGCGGUUAUUUGCCGACAGUUUGCGGAAAGUUGAGGGACAGAAAUGCCGUGACGAGCUGAAUAGUACACUUUGGGCUAUUUUAGGCGGCCAACGUUGGGCCAUCGCAAUGUAUGAUGCGAUGGCCAAAUCCUCGGCCGGUAUCAACAGUGGUGUUUUGCAUCAACUCGGGCACUUUGAUGAAUGUUUGCAACAACAACAAUUCCAUAGCAGUGCGCUCGAAACAGAAGAGGCUGAGCCUGUCGUACGAUCGAAGUAUUGCCUGCUGGACGUACAAAUGAAUGGCUUCACAGUGGAAACUGUGGCAAGCCGACGAAAAGAGGCCCUGAACCGCAAUGGCGAUGCAGUGGUAGUGGCGCUUUGGGGCGCAUGCGUGCCGGCGUCUUGUGAAGCGGUCGAUAUAGCAACUUUUAUGGAAAACUACUUACAACGCCCUGUACUCAGUGCCAACGAGACCGCGUGUCAGCUGAGCAGUGUCGGUGCAGCUAAUGGUGGGCAAUUAUAUGUCGAUGGCGGAAUGUUUGCUUACGCUGUUGUGCUGUUUGUAUUUAUUUUGUUGGCCACACUGAGCACAGCCUACCAUGUCUACUUGAUUUAUGCGUCUAGAAAUGCCGAUGAUGUGUCGAAACGUGCAUUACAACAACAAACAUUGACAAUUGCAUUGCUCUCGUUCUCCGUUAUAGAGAACACAAAGAAGCUGUUUCAGGCGAGCAAAGAUCAGAUGGGCCUCAAUUCGAUUAACGGCAUCAAGGCGAUUGCGAUGUUGCUAAUACUGGCGGGCCAUGCACUGUCGUUCAUCUACAGUAGCCCCACAUACAAUGAAGCAUUUAUCGCAGAGAAAACGAAAUACCCCACAUUUGCAUUCCUUUACAACUCGCUGCUGUUUGUGGAUACCUUUCUGCUGCUGAGCGGUUUCCUGUUUUGUCGCAUUUUGCUAAUCGAGCUCGACCGUCGCCGCGGCCGCAUAAACCCGUUGAUUUUAUAUGUUGGCCGUUACAUUCGCCUGACUCCGGCCUAUAUGGCUAUAAUUGGCUUCUACAUGACCUGGCUCCCGAGCAUUGGCAGUGGCCCAUUGUGGCGGGAGCGCAUCUCACGUGAGCAGGAGCGCUGUCAGGCAUCGUGGUGGCUGAAUAUACUCUAUGUGAAUAAUUACUUCAACACGGAUAAAUUUUGCAUGUUCCAGUCGUGGUAUUUGUCCGUGGACACGCAAUUAUUCUUUAUAGCACCAAUUUUCAUCUAUUUACUAUACAAAGCGCGUAAGUGUGGUCAACGUUUGCUGAUCGCUGCCGUCGUUUGUACUUCACUCAUACCUUUCGUGGUGACGUUCCUGCGUCAUUUGGAUCCGACUUUACUUGUCUAUGCGGACGAAUUAAUUGACUUGGCCAGUAAUAAUUACUACAUUGGCUAUUACAUAAAAACACAUAUGAGAGCCUCGGCCUACUUCAUUGGUUUGCUGACUGGUUUCAUGGUGCAUUUGAUGCAAGAGAAAGGUUUGAAACUGAGUGUGACGCUGGUUCGUAUCGCCUGGCUGCUUUCCACUCUAGCCGGUGUCGGUGCAAUGUUCUCCAUAUGCCGCUUCUACAUAAGUCCAUUUACAAAUGUCGAAAGCUUCCUCUAUGCGGGCUUCCACAAAUUAGCUUGGAAUUUAUCGGUGGCCUGGCUGGUAAUGGCGGCCACAACGGGUCAUGCCGGUUGGCUGCGUGGCUUCCUGAGUAGUCGCGUUUUUGUGCCGAUCAGCCGACUCACCUAUUGCGCCUAUUUGUCCAAUGGCAUAGUGGAGUUAUAUCACUCGUCAACCCUGCGAUAUGCCAGCUAUUGGAAUUAUGUGAACUUGGAAAACGAGUUAAUCAGUCACAUAGUGGACACCUUCGUGUUGGCCAUUGUGCUUUGUUUGCUAUUCGAGUCGCCCAUACACGCUCUGGAACGAAUAUUGUUACGGAACGCGGGUCGUACAGAGAAGCGUUCACAAUCAGAAGAGAAUCAAAGUCCCAGCACCUCAGAGGAACAGGUGGCGUAGUCCAGUACCCCAAGCACCAAAAUAAACGAUUUUGUUUCAAAAUUGUUUUUUUUGAAGUGCUAAAUAUAUGAUAAAUAUAUGUACAUAUAUAUUAUGUAAUAUAUGUAAGUUUAGCUUAUAACAGGUUUUGAUAGUUAAAUGUUAAGAGUAUUUUGUGAUUUUUAUAGCUUUUAAGUUCGAUUAACAUGAUUUUACACAUACAUACAUAUGUAUGAACACAGAUGAAUUUUUAAGGAGGGUGAGCAUUUAUAUAUUGUAUAUAUACA